AUGAGCAGCCUGCGAGCCGCCCCAGCCGCCCGUGCAGCCUCCCGUGCAUCGCCCGUGAGCCGCCCCAACCGCCCGUGCAGCCGCCCGCGAGCCGUCCCAGCCGCCCGUGCGGCCGCCCGUGAGUCGCCCGCGAGACGCCCGCGCCGCCCGAGCCGCCCGCGCCGCCCGCGAGACGCCUGCGCCGCCCGAGCCGCCCGAGCCGCCCGCGAGACGCCCGCGCCGCCCGAGCCGCCCGAGCCGCCCGAGCCACCCGAGCCGCCCGAGCCGCCCGAGCUGCCCGAGCCGCCCGAGCCGCCCGGGGAGCCGAUCUUCUGCUCCUGUGGGGCUCCUCCUGCUCCUGGGCCGGCGCAGCUGCUUGUCCUGACUUUUGACGCUGAGGGUCGCGCCCUUGACUUUGCAGUCUGGAUUGAGGACCUGCAGCUGUACUUACUAUGCGAUGCGAUCGAUGAGGUUUCUCUCUUUGACUUUGUCUCUGGCGCUGUCCCUGCCCCUCCUGCUGAUGCUGACCCCACUGUUCGCUCCAAGUGGGCCACACGCGAUGCUGCUGCACGUCUUGCUGUGCGUCGCCACCUCCCUUCCUCCGAGCGUGCACACUUUAGUCAGUGCAAGACCGCUCAGGCCUUGUACGACGCUGCAGUUGCACGCUACUCCUCCCCUUCCACUGCUACACUGAGCCGCCUCAUGCUACCGUACCUCUUCCCAGACCUUGCUGCCUUUCCCACAGUCACUGACCUCUUUACCCACCUUCGCGCUAGUGACACUCGCUACCGAGCUGCGCUUCCUGCUGCCUUCCUUGCCGAAAACCCCCCUCCCAUGUACAUCACCCUCUACUUUCUAGUCACCCGUCUCCCUGAGACCCUUCGUGCUGUUAGGGACCAGUUUCUCUCUGUCUGUCCCACCACCCUCACUGUCGACCUCCUUGAGAAGUCCCUGCUAGCGGCCGAGAAGAGCAUAGUCGCUGUAGGGGCCUCUCGUGGUGACCCGCGCACCCCCAUCUUUGAGGGGUGUUCUCCUUCCCCCCUGUUACCCUCUGUCGCCUCUGCUGCUGCGGCCGACCUCGUUGGUUUAGAGUCGGUCGGUGCGGCGUCUGCCCCCAGCGGUAGGCGCCGCUCUGGCAGGAGCAAGGGGGGCAAGGGAGCGGGUGGAGCUAGCGGGGGCGGUGGCGGAGGAGGUGGGGGCGGCGGGGGGAGUGGGGGUGGCGGUGGGGGUGGAGGCGGGGGUGGAGGUACUGGUGGCGGCGGUGGAGGCGGAGGUGGCGGCGGAGGUGGUGGCGGAGGAGGCGGUGGGAGCGGCGGGGCGAGGGUGGCGGUGGCGGCGGUGGCGGCGGAGGCGGGGGUGGCGGUGGUGGAGGUGGUCGGAGUGGCUCGUCCCAAAGGAGCGGCACUGGGGGUGGUCAGCGCCAGCAGCAGCAGCAGCAGCGCUCUCGCGACGUCCCCGCCCCUCAGCAGCUCCUGUGGGGGCACCCACAUCGCUCGCCGCUGCUUUGCCCGCCUGACCGACGCUUGGCGCCAGCAGUUUCCGGAGGCCUCUGAGAUCCCCCGCUGGGGAGAGCUGUCUAGGGCUGGUGUAGCUGUGUUUGAUCUUGACUUUGAUGCUAUCCUUGCUACGAUGUAUGCUGUGACUGUUAGUGAUGAUGGUGACUGUUACCGGUGCUUUCCGCCCGACCCGGGCAUUGGUACUGCUGUGUCAGGUGCCAGUGAGGCUGCUGCUCUAGGUGCCAGUGCGUCUGUGCUCUCAGGUGCUAGUGAGUCUGCCCUCCCAGGUACUGUGUCGGCUUCUGCCUCCCACACCUUCACCCUUGACUCUGGGGCGUCUCGCUCCUUCUUUCGGGACCGCACCACUCUCACGCCGCUUAGUCGGCCGGUUGCGGUGUCCCUGGCUGACCCCUCUGGGGGUCCUGUCCUGUCUCGUUUCUCCACAGUCCUCCCGUGUCCGGCGGCUCCCUCUGGCACCCUGUCUGGUCUUUACCUCCCCUCGUUCUCUACAAACCUGGUUAGUGGUGCUGACCUACAGGAUGUGGGGGUCCACCAGUUCACUCCUGCUCGUCAGCGGGUAACACACUGCACAGAGGCUAGCACAGGUCGCCACCUGGCUACGUUUAGACGUCAGCCAGGGUCGAGCCUGUACACACUGACCACUGCUUCUCCUCCCGGUGCUGAGUCUGGUAGAGUCCCUUUGUUUGGUCAGGUGUUUGCUGCAGCGUCCAGGACUGGUCCUGAGUCUGCCCCCUGUUCGUGUCGCCGUCUGUCUCACGAGACUCUCCUCUGGCACCACCGCCUUGGCCACCCCUCUCUGCUUCGGCUCAGAGGCAUGGCCUCCCGUCUUCUUGUGUCUGGUCUCCCCCGGUCCCUCCCUCCCCUUCCUCAGGGCCCUGGCCCUGCCUGUGUCCCCUGCGUCGAGGGGCGCCAGCGUGCUGCCCCUCACUCCUCCCAGUUUCCUCCAACAGAGGCUCCGUUGCAGACACUUCACAUGGACGUGUGGGGCCCUGCCCGCGUCCGUGGUCUCGGUCACGAGCGCUACUUCCUGUUGGUGGUUGACGACUACUCGCGUUACACCACAGUCUUCCCCUUGCGCAGCAAGGGUGAUGUCACUGAGGUGCUGAUCGACUGGAUCCGCGCAGCUCGUCUCCAGCUCAGGCAGAGCUUUGGCUCGGACUUUCCUGUGUUGCGUCUGCACUCGGACAGAGGCGGAGAGUUCUCCUCUGGCCUUCUGCGUGCCUUGUGUCGUGCGCGAGGCAUCUGCCAGACCUUCACGCUUCCGGACUCUUCGCAGGAAAAUGGGAUUGCAGAGCGCCGCAUUGGCAUGGUCAUGGACGUCGCUCGUACGUCUAUGAUGCAUGCGGCUGCCCCCCAUUUUCUGUGGCCGUUUGCGGUGAGGUACGCGGCGCAUCAGAUCAACCUCCACCCCAGGGUCUCCAGGCCAGAGACCUCCCCAGCCCUGCUGUGGACGGGGAAGGUUGGCGAUGCGUCGGCGUUCCGGGUCUGGGGAUCUCGGGCGUUUGUCCGCGACUUGUCUGCGGACAAGCUGUCCCCUCGCGCUGCUCCCUGCGUCUUCCUGGGGUUCCCCCCCGACGGCCCUGGGUGGCAGUUCUACCACCCCACCUCUCGACGUGUUCUGUCCUCCCAGGACGUCACGUUCGACGAGUCCGAACCCUACUACCGCCUCUUCCCCUACCGCACUCCUUCCCUUCCCCCGCCCCCGCUCUUCUUGGUACAAGGUCCCCCCCUGGUAGACCCCCUCCCCCCUCAGGGUCCUGCCCCUUCAGGUGUGUCCCAGGUAGACGCGGUCGAGCCUGUCGAGGUCACUGGUGACUCUAGUGCUGCUGCGGGAGCUGAGCCUGCGGGUGCUGAGCCUGGGGGUGCGGAGUCUGGGGGUGCUGAGCCUGGAGGUGCUGAGCCUGGGGGUGCUGAGCCUGGAGGUGCUGAGCCUGGGGGUACUGAGCCUGGGGGUGCUGAGCCAGGGGGUGCUGAGCCUGGGGGUGCUGAGCCUGGGGGUGCUGAGACUGGGGGUGCUCCGCCUGGAGGUGCUUUGCCUGAGGGUGCUGGGCCUGGAGGUUCUUCGCCUGGAGGUUCUCUGCCUGGAGGUGCGUCGUCUCGCCGAGAGCCACUCUCCCCACAGGAGCUGCGUGAGUGGUUUGCCCGGCGCUGGAGGCGUGCUGCUGGUGCUGGAGGUUCUUCGGCUGCAGAGGGUGCUGCUGCCGCGCGUCCCGGAGGUGCUCGUGCUGUGGGUGCUGGAGCUGCUGGGCCUGAGGGUUCUCCUGAAGCUGAUGCUGCUGAGGGUGUUGGCGCUGAGACUACUGCUGGCGGUCCGACUGGCAGUGCUCCUGGUGCUGCUGGGGGUUCUCGAGCUGCUGCUGGUGCUGCUGGAGGUGCUGCUGGAGGUGCUGCUGGAGCGGGUACUCCGGCUGGGGGUACUGGUGCUGUCCUUGGCCGUCCUCCUCCUGUCCCUGGCACGCACCGGAUGUCUCUGCGUCCGUCCACUGCUCCUCUGCGUGCCCCUUUGCCUUCUCCUCCUGAGCCCUCUCUUCCUGCUCUUGUCGACCCGGAGUCGGACUCUCUUCGUGCUGCCAGUCCCACUGUCACGCGUCUCCUUGCUACUGCUGUCACUGACCCUUCCUUCGAGUCUUCUGCUGCGUCUGCCCUUGUCACUGAGCUUGUCGACUUUGCUGCGCGCUGUCGUCUAGACUACACUGCUAGUCUUGUCGCUGAGUCUGAGUCUGCCUGUCCUCCGUCCGUCGGGGGUGAGUGUGCCCUAGGCACGGACGUCCUUGAGGACAGGCAGGAGGAGUUCCAGUGUCUGGCCGCCGCUUCACCUCAUCUCGCGUCUGUACUGCUCGCCCCUGAGGGAGACCCGGAUGCACUAGACAUCCCGACUCCGCGCUCUUACGCGGAGGCGAUAGAGGGUCCCUACUCCUCUCAGUGGCAGGCAGCUAUGGACGUAGAGAUGGCUUCCUGGAAGUCCACAGGCACCUACGUUGACGCUGUUCCCCCUCCUGGGGCGAACAUAGUCAGUGGCAUGUGGAUUUUCAGGGUGAAGCGGCCUCCGGGUUCUCCGCCUGUCUUGAAGGCGCGUUACGUGGCUCGUGGCUUCAGUCAGCGGCAGGGAGUUGACUACUUUCAGACCUUCUCCCCCACCCCGAAGAUGACCACUCUUCGGGUGCUGCUGCACGUUGCUGCUCACCGUGACUACGAGCUGCACUCUCUUGACUUCAGCACUGCUUUCUUGCAGGGCAGCCUGCACGAGGAGAUCUGGCUGCGUCGCCCGCCUGGCUUUACUGGGUCUUUCCCUCCUGGUACCCAGUGGAGUCUACGGCGUCCAGUCUACGGUCUCCGCCAGGCGCCACGUGAGUGGCACGACACACUGAGGACUACGCUGGCGGCACUUGGGUUUGCUCCUUCUACUGCCGACCCGUCGCUGUUUCUGCGCACCGACACCUCUCUGCCGCCGUUCUACAUCCUCGUGUACGUCGACGACUUGGUCUUUGCCACAGCUGACACUGCUGGACUCGCCCACGUGAAGUCCGAGCUGCAGAAGAGACACACGUGCACUGACCUGGGUGAACUACGCAGCUACCUUGGCUUGCAGAUCACCUGGGACAGAGCACGCCGCACCAUUACCCUGACUCAGUCACACAUGGUGCAGCAGGUCCUUCAGCGCUUCGGCUUCAUGUACUCCUCGCCUCAGGCCACUCCUCUGCCUACUCGUCAGUCGCUCUCAGCUCUGCCUUCGGAUGAGUCCGUAGAGUCGAGUGGCCCGUAUGCAGAGCUUGUUGGCUGCCUCAUGUACCUGAUGACCUGCACACGACCUGACCUUGCAUACCCUCUUAGCAUUCUCGCACGCUAUGUUGCUCCUGGGAGACACCGACCAGAGCACAUGGCUGCAGUGAAGAGGGUGUUGCGCUACUUGUGCAGUACGUCGGGCAUGGGGCAAGUGCUUGGAGGGCGCAGUCCAGUGGUCCUCAUUGGGCACGCGGACGCUUCUUGGGCUGACGACCAGGCUACGCAGCGGUCGUCACAGGGUUACACCUUCAGCCUUGGUUCCGGCUCUGUUUCGUGGCGGGCUACCCGCUCGUCUUCUGUUCUCGGCUCCAGUUGUGAGGCUGAGAUCUACGCCGGGGCUAUGGCUGCUCAGGAGCUUCGCUGGCUCACCUACUUGCUGACCGACCUUGGAGAGCCGCCUCGUUCUCCUCCAGUCCUGUACGUAGACAACAAGGCCAUGCUGGCCUUGUGUUGA
Messenger RNA from Closterium sp. NIES-65, 5733 nucleotides. Lineage: Eukaryota; Viridiplantae; Streptophyta; Zygnematophyceae; Desmidiales; Closteriaceae. The record is from the annotation of a GenBank genome assembly.